Messenger RNA from Vigna radiata var. radiata (mung bean), 744 nucleotides. Its product is annotated as ATP synthase gamma chain, chloroplastic-like. The transcript has a single exon. Gene Ontology annotation, molecular function: proton-transporting ATP synthase activity, rotational mechanism. Bases 1 to 744 code for a protein of 247 amino acids. The record is from RefSeq and is a predicted model, not a curated record. NCBI's taxonomy places the organism in Eukaryota, Viridiplantae, Streptophyta, Magnoliopsida, Fabales, Fabaceae. Gene Ontology annotation, biological process: proton motive force-driven ATP synthesis.
AUGUUUUCCCUCUCAAAAUCCAACUUCUCUCCUGUUAGCCUCACCCUCCCUCUGUUUCGCUGCGGCAUCCGCGAGCUCCGCCAACGAAUCCACACCGUCCAGACCACGCAAAAGAUCACUGAAGCUAUGAAGCUUGUCGCCGCUGCUACGGUUCGUCGCGCUCAGGAGGUUGUCGUCAACGACCGCCUCUUCGCCUCAAACCUCGCAGAAAUGUUGAACGACGUCACCCAGCGCCUAAAAAGCGAUGAUGUUUCCACCCCCCUCACUGAUGCCAGACCCGUCAAGACCGUCGCCCUCGUCGUUUUCACCGGCGACUACGACCUCUGCGGCAGUUUCAACAAAUGGGUAAUAAAAUGGCGAUUUCAACAAAGGAGGCUCAGGUCAUUGUUGAUGAUGUUUUCUCAUUGGUUAUGCGAAUUCUUAAGGAAAGAGAAGAGUAAGUGGCAUAAAAGAGCUCCACGGGUUUGGAUGAGUCCAAUGCGCCCAAAAUGCCCCCUUUGUGAACGAGAAAGAAGCACCAGACCUGUAAUUACACGAAACAAAAAGGAGAUUAAUUGGUUGUUCUUAUUGCUUGGUCAAAUGCUUGGUUACUGCACACUUGAGCAUCUUAAAUAUUUCUGCAAGCAUAAUGAAGUCCAUGGUACUGGUGCUAAUGAUGUUUUCUCAUUGUUUGUUGUGUACACUAGGUUUGUUUCACUGGUUAGGUUUGAACCUGUGGUUCAGACUUUGCUGCCUCUGGGAUAG